UGAGGCGUGUGUUUGUUUUGCAGCCUGUGAAGUGGACGCCGGUGAGGAGAGGGUCACACACCGGAGCUGUCAGCCGAACAGGUGGAGUUUCUCAAGUCUGUUUCUCCCGGUGAAACCCGAGCCGAGGGACACGGUGGCGGGGAUACACCGUACCUUCGUAUAAUAUCGGUUGCUCGUGUGUUUGAGAGAAUUAUUCGUUAAGCCCAACCAUGACAUCGGUGUGGAAGCGGCUCCAGCGGGUUGGGAAGAGAGCGUCCAAAUUUCAGUUUGUUGCUUCGUUUCAAGAACUGACGGUAGAAUGUACAAAGAAAUGGCAACCAGACAAACUGAGAGUGGUGUGGAUCAGGAGAAACAGACGUCACAGCACAAAGCUCCACAGCUGGCAGCCGGGGAUCAAAAACCCCUACAGAGGCCUGGUGCUAUGGCAGAUUCCAGAGAGUUUAGACAUCACUGUAACACUCUUCAAGGAACCUACUGCAGAGGACUUUGAAGACAAGGACUGGACCUUUGUCAUUGAAAAUGAAACAAAAGGCCGCAGGAAAGUGUUGGCAUCAGCAGACGUUAAUAUGAAGAAGUUUGCCAGUGCCACGCCGGCCCAGUAUGACUUAACACUGAAGCUCAAACCGCUGUCUGUCAAAGUGGUGGAAGCCACGCUGAAAUUGAACCUGUCCAGUAUCUUUCUCAAAGAGGGCAAGGCCACAGAUGAGGACAUGCAGAGUUUGGCCAGUCUAAUGAGUAUGAAAAUGAGUGACAUUGGAAACCUUGACGACUUUAAUGACAGUGAUGAUGAAGGCGGUGAGGAGAGGAGGGCCAGCUUUGGAACCGGACAAAUUACUCAUGUUACUGCCUCUGGUUCUUCUAGCACGAGAGUACAUGAUCUGGCUUGGAGGCCUGCAAUUGAAUCAGGCCCCACAGUAACCUCAGAGAUGGAUUGGAAAACGUCCUCUGGCAUUUCCUCCACCAUCUCGGUUCCAUCUCGUCCUCCUCUGCCCGAACCCCCAGACCCCUCUGUUCCAUCCUUUUUACACACACGACCACCAAGCACUGCCCAGCAGGCUCGGCCCUCCCCCUAUGCCUACUCACUGCCAGCCUUUACAAUUGCUCACCCUCCUGCACUUCCCAAAAUCUUCCAGCCCGCUGCCGGAUCAGCUCCUCGAAGGCCCCAUAGCUUCCACAGUGACUUCUCUCCAGCUGAGGGCUUGGAGGCUUUCUCUACCUUCACCCCUUCUAAAGCAGUCUCCACCUCUUUUCUCUCUUCUACACCCUCUGAUCCAUCUCUCCAUCAUCCUGCUUUCUCUGAUACCUCACAGACAGCCUGUCCCAGUGCGUGGAGACCACAGAAUUUUCCGUCUUUUUCUUCUGUGUCCUCCUCUUCCUCCUCAUCCUCAGCUCCUGUCAGCUCCUUCCCUUCUAUUCCUCCACCACCUCCUGCUUCCAGACAGCCCAAAGCCCGUCUCACCUCUGUGGGCGAGACAGGCUUUGCCCUCACCAGGCCCACCAGCCUGCCGUCUGCCCCUGAGACAGCUUCCUGGCAGAGUGAAUGGAGGCCUCCUAAAUCUCAGGCCCCUCUAGCACAGCCUGCCCUCUCUCCUAAGUUUCUGCAUCCCUCUGCCAAUGAUCCUGGACAGCCUGCAGUACUGCAGAGACAGCAGACAGAGACGCCAUCUUCAUUCUCUCUGCCCACUGGUCAGUCUAUGGAGCAGAAAGCCCAGGGAGGGGCUGGAUUUGUUCCUUCCUUGAGACCCCAGGUCACCCCUGCGAUAGAGUCUUCUUUAAGUCCUCCCUUUGCUCCUGUGCUCUUUGGGCCUCCUUCCUCUCAGCCUCAUAUAGCCCAAACUGCCAUAACCUCACACAGUGACCAAGAUGCAGAGUUCAAAAGACAGUUGAGUACGCUGAGUGAAGAGGACAACCAGUGUACAACACCUACAAGCCCUGAUCCCAGAGCGCCGGCCAGCUGGAGGCCAGAGCUGUCCAGGGCCUCAGAACGGAAAAGAGAUGCACAUUUUGGAAUCGAGGUUGUUAAGGCAACAGCAGGACCUGAGAGCAUGGCCUCACUUCUGCCCCCUAGCCAAAGAAAGCCCAUAGCCCCAGGGCUAAAAUAUUUUGAGAUGCCAAAAACACAGAUGGAUCAAACAGAAUCAAGGCCAGGAAGGACGUUCCCUAACAUCCAGCCAACAUUUCCUCCCUUUACCUCUGCAUCUAAGCAAAACCCUGAUUUUCAAGAUUCCACAUCUGCUUCAGUCAAGGAGCCUUUGGUUAACCCAAGAAGUCACUUGUCCAAGAUGUCCAUUCAGUUAGGGAAUCCAAUAGCCCAACCAGAGUCUGCUCGGCGUCUACCCCUUUCUCCUUCCAACCCCCAACCUACUAGAUCACUUCAGGAACCUUUGUUGCACUUACCUCAGACUGCUACAACCACUGACACAAAACCGCUACGAAGGAUAGGAGUGGCUCAUAAAAAAGAAGCAGUAGCUAUGGAUUCAGGAAAUGAGAGCAUGGCUGCCUCAGUGUCAUCUUGUCUCAAAGACACCAAUUCUGCUUUUGCUCCAAUGGUGAUCAACAAAACACCUGAAACUCAGUCUGGAGAACAGUCCAUUGCGAAAAACUCACAGUGGAAGAAGCCGCAAAGAGACACUCAAAAAAUAAGCCCUGCAGUUCCAAUACCUGUUAUGGACAAGAAAACCUUAUGCAACAUGACUGCCUCAGACCAAGUCACUUCAAGAUUGGAUUCCGAUUUGGGGGUUUUCUCAGCACAGCAGACCACAACAGAUAAUUUAUCAAAACAAAGAGAAGACCUUAAGGUGGAUUUUGCUUCGUUUCCCACAAAAAGCUUUGUUGUACAUGGUUUGGACCCAGAACAUUGUAUGAAGAAAGGGAGAACUGACAAUGUGGCUGGGUCUAUGGAUAAGAGACCAUUGAGUGAAAGAGAUAGGAUAGUUAAACAGGAACUUGUUUUACCAAGCUCUGAAGUCAGUAUAGAAGAAAAGUGUACGUACAUAUCUAAGGUGGAACUUGGUCUGUUGUGUCCAACAGGGAGUACUUUUUCUCAUUCAACGUCUUCUGCACAGCCUCAAGUUCAACUUAAACGAACAGUGGGGAUGCCAAGUAUGAUUAAGUUACAAUCAGUCUGCCCACAAUGUUCCAAGAUUCCUGGCAUGCCAUCUUUACGUCAGUCACAAGUUCUAGCGUGGUCUAAUGAGAGAAGUUUAUUCUUUCAGAAGUUAUCCAGCGACAGAUUUCCAUUACUCCUGUAUUCAGACACUGUUAGUUCCCUUUAUGAGGGUAGUGCAGGAAUUGCAAAAAUGGUGGACUUAACACCAUCCUGCUCCAGCUCUGCUAGUAUUCCUGGAUUCCCUUCAGCUUUGAAACGUGAGCCAAAUAUGACUUGUCUUUUCACUUCAUGUCCCAGAAUUAGCAGGAUUCCAGGGUUAGCUUCUGCUGAAUCAGUGACUGGAUAUGAAAAGAGAGUUUGGGAUGGAUGUUCUCUAUGGAAGAAACCAUUGCAGAUAAAAGAAGCAUUUGUAACACACAUGUCUUGCAUUCAGGAGCAAACUCUUAGUGAUACUAAUAUGAUUAAAGUCAUGGUGGCCAUGUUGCCAACGUGUUCUAGAAAUGCCAGUGUUCCAGGGUUCCCUUCUGCACCACUGCAAAAGGAUUCACAUGUUCCAAGUAUGACCAGUCUUCUACCUACAUGCCCUCAACAGACAAUAAUUGCAGGCAUGCCAGGUAGAGAAAGAGUUAUGGUAUACAAUGACAACUGGCAUAUUUUGAGGGAAUUAAGUUUAGAUAGACCAUUCAGAGGUACUCCUGUUCUGGUUCAGGAAAAGUCACAUGAGGAUAAAGAACAUAUAAAACAUAUGGUAGAUAUGUUACCAUCUUGUCCCAGGAAGGAAACCAUCCCUGGUUUUCCCUCUGUGCCAAGAAAAGAACCCAGUUUGCCUGGUGUUCUGUUUGCACCAAGCCAAGAUCCUAACAUGGCAGAUAUUUUGCCGUCUUGCCCAAGAAAAACUAGAGUCAUUGGAUUACCCUCUAAGGAGACAGUCAGUGCUCAAGGUGACUAUGUGGAUAUAAUCAGACAUGUAUUGAUGGAGAAGCCCUUGAGUAAAGCUGAAGUCUUUAUUCUAGAUAUGUCCCCAGGUGCUGCUCAGGAUGUAGACAAAAGAGAAAUUUUCAGCUCAGUGGCAAUGUUGCCCUCAUGCCCCAUGAGAACUUGCCUUGUUGGUAUGCCCAGAGCACCACAGAGGCUGUUACCGAGUAUUGUCAGUCUUGCACCUGUAUGCCCUAAACAGACCAGAACUCCUGGUAUGCCAUCUCGAGAUCAAAACAGUUCAGAGAGCAGAGAUUGGCAUGCUUUGAGGCAAUUAAUUAACAAGAAACCAGAGAAGGAAACACAAGCCUACAUUUUUCACUGGAUACCCAUACAUGCAUUUAUCCCUAAAGAUAUGGUAGAUAUGUUGAUAAGUUGCCCAAAAAGAGCCAGAGUUCAUGGCUUACCCUCUGCUCCACGACACGAACCCAGUAUGGUUAAUGUAAUGCCUUCAUGCCCCAUGCAUAGUAGAGUCCUUGGUUGGCCUUCAAAGACUGGACAAAAUCUUAGUUUGUCCAGUUGCAAUGAAUGGUUUGCUUCUAAAAGUUUACAGUGGGAGUGUCCACUUAUCAAAAAGAAAGUGCAGAUUCUAAAUGCAUUUUUUUGUUUUGAUAAGAACACUGCUGAAAGUAUGAGUGCAAUAUUACCCUCUUGCCCCAAGAAUACCAGUGUACCUGGGUUUCCUUCUUCUCUGACACUGACAUUGGCAUAUGGCCAUACUAUGGUUAAUUUAUUGCCCAGUUGUGCAAAGGAAUCUAGAGUUCCUGGAAUGUCACUUAGACACACCACAGAACAAAUGGAGUGGCUAAUGAAAAGUGAGUCACUGCUUCUUCCUAGGGAGAAGUCUGCAGAUAUGUUACAUUUACAUGAUGUUAAUAUAUUCUAUUUUGAAAGUGAUAUGAUCCUAAAUAUGGUAUCAAUACUGCCCUCCUGCCCACGGACAGCCUGUUUACCGGGCUUUCCAUCACUACCAUGUCAGAUGUUGGCAGACAUACCAAGUAUGAUCAACCUUUUGCCUACUUGUCCAAGACAUUUCAGAGUAUGUGGAAUACCCUCUUUAUUCCACAGUGAGUCUGAUGAAGCAGAAUGGAGUGUGGACCAAUCGCCAGUAUGGGAAAGGCCAUUAGCUAACGCAGGAAGACUGCCAGUUAUACAUGACCAUAAGAUGUAUUUCAGAGAAUGGGCCGUGGUUAGAAUUAUGGUAUCAAUGUUGCCACCCUGUCCAAAACAUUCAUAUAUUCCUGGAAUUCCCUCUAAGGCUGGAGAGAGACCUGUGAAAGAUGAAACGAAAGAGGCUCUCAGUAUGUUUAAAUCCUUAUCCACUUUCCCAAAACACAGUAAAAUUCCAGGUCUACCUGCAAAGAAUAGUGCAAAGGAAUAUGAAAGCUGGCAUGUGGACAGGGAUGUAGUUUGGAAAAUUCCAUUUGAUAGAAGGUGUAGAGUUGUUCACCAAGAUUUUACAGAUAAGAAAAUCUCAUGUAGGGAUAAAGAAAUAAUGCUGAGUAUGCUUCCAUCAUGUCCACGACAAGCCCUGAACCCUGGAUUUCCUUCUGCUCCACGUCCCCAAGCUGUUGAUCCCAUGGUGGAAAAAAAUCCAGACAUGGUACAGUUGGUGCCAUGUUGCCCAAGACAGUCAAGUAUCAUUGGCUUCCCCUCAAGAGUGUCAGUUAUUUCUGAUUCUGAAGUAGCUGGCUGGCCAGUGGCGAUAAUAAAGACACAAGACUGCUGUCCAUUUUACACAAAGUAUUGUUCCCUUCACAAAGAUAUAAUGAAGACAAUUGUUUUCCUUGAACAUUCUUGUCCAAACAUUGCUCUUAGUUCAGGCUUCACAGCAGUGCCCCCAGCUGACGUAGAGCGGCUUCCGAAUAUGGUAAAUAUUGUGCCAUCUUGCCCAAAGAAAGCUUCUGUUCUUGGAGUACCAUCAACACAUGUGCACCAUUCAGAACACAGGUGGCCAAGAACAAAAAGAAUUGAAAAAGAAAGAGAGAACUUUGCAAGGCAACAGCUGCCAUUGGAAGAAUAUUCUCCUUGUAAAAUUUCUGCGACAGAGAGAUCCAUGCAUCUUAUAUUCCCUAGCCAAGAUGUACCAGAGGAUGUACAACAAAAAAUGACAAUUAAGUCAUCAACCUGUCCCUUUGAGGCCAUUGUCAAAGACUUGCCAUCACCAAAUUCUAAAAUCCAAGUUGACCAGCCAUCCUCUAGAAUUAAUGGGAUUGAGAUGUCAUGGGAUGAGGCCAGUCCAACAAGAUUAGAUUUUGACACAAAGGAAAUAAAAUCUGAUGUAUGCUCGGCUUCAGAGAGACAUAAAGAUGAACAGGGCUUUUGGAUACCGAUUGAGGCUGAAGAAAUAGCUGCUCUAGAGAAAGGAAACUUGCAUUGCAGAAUGUGGCACUCUGUUCCUGACAUGCCACUGUUAUUGAGUGUUAGUAGGAGCCCCUGGGGUCAAAAGGAUACUCAAGAAACACAGUUAUCAAUGUAUGAAAAGGGAGAAACUGUUGGCAAAGAGGCCCAAACUGCUGUAGUGACUGUGGAGGGUCAUGGUUUCAUGCCCUUAGAAGAGUCAAAUAAAACUUUGUCAGUGUUGUCAAUGAACAUCAAUACGACAAGUUAUGACACUGUGGAUCAAGAGUGCGUUAGAUUCUCUGAGAGUGGGCAAGGGGAGAAGUUACAAGUUACUGGCCUCCACCAAGCCAAUCAACCAGCAACGCCUCAGAAAAGACUUGCAGAUGGGGCUGCCACUCUGGAAGGCUUUUCACCCAGUCCCAGUUUAGUGACAUCCAGUCAGUCUCUGUUGGACUGGUGUCAAGAAGUCACACAGGGUCACAAGGGAGUGAAGAUCACAAACUUCAGCACCUCCUGGAGGAAUGGCCUUGCCUUUUGUGCCAUCUUACAUCACUUUCAUCCAGAAAAGAUUAAUUAUGAAAUGCUGGACCCGUAUGACAUCAAACACAACAACAAAAAGGCCUUUGAUUGCUUCGACGAACUUGGCAUUUCCAGGCUGAUGGAGCCGUCAGACAUGGUCAUGCUAGCAGUGCCUGACCGCCUCAUUGUCAUGACCUACCUCAACCAGAUUCGCACACAUUUCACAGGCCAGGAGCUCAGUGUGCUUCACAUAGACAGGAAUAGCAGCGAGUCCAGCUAUGCCGUAGCAGGGGAGCGGGAGAACGAGGAGGACCCGGAAGCAACUGUUCGCUACUGUGCCCAGAGGCUCCAGGAGGAGGGCAUAAGUCUGGAGACCAAUGGGACUACAGGCACAGCAGAGCCGGAGAGUAAAACCAGGGAUGUUGUCCCACCUCCCAGAACCAAACGGCUGCAGGUUGCUGGGGCAGGUGGGGCUCAGUUACCAGUGGCACCCCCAAGAACUCAUUUCCUGUCCAAGACUGGUUUCUCUCAUGUCAAAGACGCUGAUCUGGUGAAGAAGCGUAGGUCACAGCGGAGGAGUGGGUCAGUGGAAGAAGCAGACAUAUCGGUGCAGGUCGUUGCAGGUCAAGAAGAGAGUGUAAUUACCCGGAGGAAGUCAGAAACUGAGGGAACAGAGGCUGUGUCUGAGGAGGGAAGACCAGAUGGCCAGGACCCCAACCAGUAUGUGCUGAGUCAGAUGGAAGCCCUGGAAGCAGAACAAAAUCAUAUUGAUAACAGAGCAGGUGUGGUGGAGAGAAAACUCAGACAAUUACUGGGAACAGGCAGUGACAAGGUGGAGGAGGAGAGGUUGAUUCAGGAAUGGUUUACACUGGUCAACAAGAAGAAUGCUUUAAUCAGGAGGCAGGACCACCUGCAGCUACUGCUGGAGGAACAAGACUUGGAAAGAAAAUUUGAGCUGUUGAACAAAGAGCUGAGGGACAUGAUGGCAAUUGAAGAGGGUCAGAAGACUCAGGCCCAUAAACACAGAGAGCAGCUGCUACUUCAAGAGCUGGUGUCAUUGGUCAACCAGAGAGAUGAACUGGUCCACAAUAUAGACGCCAAGGAGAGAGGAGCUCUGGAGGAGGACGAGCGUCUGGAGCGAGGCCUGGAGCAGCGGAGGAGGAAGUAUGCUAAACAGCAGAAAGAGAAGUGUGUGAUGCAGUGAUCCCAUCAACCUCCAGACACAAAGCGUUGGGUCACCAAAUCUGAAAGAGGAUAGCUGAAGAUCAAAACGAAUAAUAGGACAAUCACGUGUGGUCACAUUGAUUGGUGUGGUUUGAAGUCAGCAGAAAGAGGACAUUUAGACACAGCUGACCUAAGGAGGGUACUUCUGAACCAAUGUGAGGUGGAUGUAUUUCCAGUGGAGACUCAGAUGUCCCAAACCAGAGAGAGGCUCUGAGAAAUGCCUGCAAUGUUUAAGCUCUGAAUCAGCUUUCACUUUGGUUUGCUUUCCCUUUUGACUGUCUUAAAAUGCGGCACCACACUCCAUUUAAUGACCACACAUCAAGAUAAUUGAAGUGGGCAGUGGUGUAAUUUCCACAAAAUUAUUGCAUCGUCCAUGUAGCAAACUCUACAGGAUGUUCAGCCCACUGAGCAGAAGAGGCAUCAGCGCCUCAGAGAGCUGCUUCUACCUUUGGACUGUUUGCUUUGCAGUUUCUCUGCUGUGUUUUUAGUGAUUGUUGUUACAGAGUGAUUGGGAAUGUAACAUGAGUUUGAUUGAAAGCGUGUGUGAGACUGGAAAUGUCUGGUAUAGAUAUGGGCUGCCAAAAACAGGAGAGUAGGUUUGAUCAGUGUUUGUUCGUUAAGGCCAACAGCUUUACAGACAGGUUUGGAUUGGACCUGCUGAUAACCAAAAGAGUGUGCCAUUAUAUUCAUAUUUACAAGGAUUCAAUGUUUGCUGAUGACUGUCACAUGUAUCAGAGAAACCCUGAGAAAUACAAGUCUUCCAAGUGGUGUGUAGAAAAUCUAUAAACACAUCUGCAUAUGAAUGUAGAAUCUGGAGGCAACAGGACAAGAUUUUGUAUGGGAGGCAUUCUGAUUUCCUUUUGUAUAUUGCAUUUCAAGUUGCUAAUUGGACUGUUAACAAUUACCGGGUGAGAUAAGGAAGUCUUGACCCACAGAUCCAUUACUCUGAUACAUGCUGGCUACACCAGAACCCCCAAGUAUUGGCAGUUGCCCCCAAAGUCCAAAUCGUCGUCAGACAGAUAGCUGAUUGCUUCCAAGAUUGCUCCAAAUUGAAAAUUAAAAUACACUUUGCCAUUGCCUUCUAAAAACAUCCGUAGGAUUGUUUUAAAAUCUGUUGCCUCUAUCAGCAGGAAGUCAUCUUUUUGUCAGUACUUUUCAUAACCGUCACAUGAUGAAAACAAAUUAAUUUGGGUUUAAGGGGAACCCCGAUAUUUUUCUACCUAGACCCUAUUUUCCGUCAUCUUUGGGUCUAAGUGACUUGUGGAAACAACUGUUUUUGAAAGUGGUCCAGUAUUGAGAGAGAGUGCUGCAGCAGGCAGCGGCGAAACAGGCUGCAAUGUUACCACUUGGGGCAUAUUUGCACUAUUCACAUCUACUAAAAGUGUUUGUUUUUACCACAGACAAGCUCAGAUUGUUAUGAAUGUCCGACGACAUUAUGGAAAGGACCCUCCAAAGAACUGAAAUGUUUUUGCCGUACCUUUUGCUUGUUCCCAUCUGUUUUGUAUCCAGGUCUCGCCACGUCUUGUCUGAAAUGUUGCAGACUUUUUCACAUUUUUGAAAUCAGUUAGAUAUUCAGCCAUGACACUGACAAUCUUUUAGAUUAGAGUAAGAUAUGCUCUCUGUGCUCAGGCAAACUAUUACUAUAUAGCACUCCUCUCUCCAACUUUCACUUGUUUUUCUGUUUUCUUCCUGCAACAAGUCACCUUGCGCCGUUUCUUCCUGCAAGAAGUUACCUCACACUAUUUUCUUCCUGCAACAAAUCAUUUCGUGUGAGAUUUUAGAACAAAUCUUCUCGUUAAUGAGACUUGGACACAAAACAGAUCGGUACAAGCGAAAUGAACGCCAAACGUUUUUUCUGUAGGGUUCUUUCUGUAACGUUGUCAGACACUCGUUAUAACAGUCUGAAUCUGUCAGUUGCAAAAUCAAGCACAUUUAAUGGACAUAAAUUGACCAGGUGCACCUUCCACGAGUGGUUACAUUACAGCCUGUUUUCGCCACUGCCAGUUACAGUGGUCUCUUUGAAUAAUGGACUAAUUCCAAAACUAGUUUUUCCCACAAGUCAUUUAUAUGCAAAACGUGAAAAUAUGGGGUCCAGGCUGAAAUAUACUGGAGUUCCCCUUAAGGUCUUGGAAAAAUGUGCGGUCAUGGUUAAAGUGUUGGGCACGUACGACAAAUAAUAGUCUAGUCCUAAAGACACUGAACUCUUUUUCAGUAUUCAGUUAGUCACCACAGUUGCCUUACUGAAGGAUGUGCUACAUCAUAAAUGACUGUAAAUAACAAAGUUCAUUUCCCUAAGUUUUAAUGCAUUUUUUCAUUUUCAUGUUUGUUGUUAUAGUAGCUAUUUGGAAAUGAGAAAUCUAAUGCAGUCUGAUUGUGAUGUUUGAGAUGUUGCGAUGUUUACAUCAUAUUGUGAGAUUGGAUAAAUGUGCAAAUGGAAUGCAAGGACAAGGAAAGCAGCCAUGGAACAGAUCAGAGCCCUUUAACUAAAUUAUUAGGUUCAUUUAAAGUUUUACUAUUUAUUCAAGACAUAUCAACUGGCAGAGCAGCCACAGAUUCAGUAUGUCUGCCAUAUUGGUAUGUGUUUUAACCAAAGCCUGUAGCCCUCAUUAUUGUAACAUUUAACUUCCAUCUGUGUAGAGAAUGUUCAUACAGUACAGCAGCAUCUAGCCUCUCUGUAAUCCAACACAGAGACUGCAUUCAUAUUCAUGACAGUGACAUCAGAAGAUGUCUUUGAGACUUGUACAUGUAGGAUGUUUUUUCUUGUGUUUUGUUUUUGCACUGAAAAGUUCUGUUUUUACUCCAGCACAAGGAUGUUGUGUAACAGUGACAUUUCUGGGCCUGAGGUUUUAUUUUGUGUUUAAAGGUUUGCAGUUCUCAUGUUGCCAUAAUUGCUGGUGGUAGCAGCUCUGACCGCCACUGUGUGAAUUAGCUACAACCUGUUAAAAGAAUGGCUGUUUUUAUUUACAUUUGCACUAUUUGUAAAGUUUGGAAAAUACAAAAGAGUUGAAUGCC
Molecule: messenger RNA, 11182 nt
Organism: Epinephelus moara (kelp grouper)
Lineage: Eukaryota; Metazoa; Chordata; Actinopteri; Perciformes; Serranidae
Gene: ehbp1l1a
Product: EH domain binding protein 1-like 1a
Exons: 29
Coding region: 210-8150 (2646 amino acids)
Molecular function (GO): protein binding
Source: RefSeq, a predicted model, not a curated record